Molecule: messenger RNA, 2077 nt
Organism: Seriola aureovittata
Lineage: Eukaryota; Metazoa; Chordata; Actinopteri; Carangiformes; Carangidae
Product: insulin receptor substrate 1-like
Exons: 5
Coding region: 1-1704 (567 amino acids)
Biological process (GO): insulin receptor signaling pathway
Cellular component (GO): cytosol; plasma membrane
Molecular function (GO): insulin receptor binding; phosphatidylinositol 3-kinase binding
Source: RefSeq, a predicted model, not a curated record
AUGCAGACAAGUGAACUUCCUUCAUCUCGUUUCUACGAAGAACUCUUCUGUACCAGCCAGACUACCGGCCCUCUUGUCCCUCUAGCCAGCGCCCUCAUAACCUCUGCUGGGCCACAGAGUGAUGUGGUGAAACAAGGUUACCUGGGGAAGCUGGAGCGAAACCACAGAAGAUAUUUUGUCCUGAGAGCAGGAAGUCACACUGGGCCGAGCCGACUUGAGUGGUACAAGAACCAGGAGAAGUUCACAGCAAUGGAGAAGUCUUCUGGUAAAGCUGUGCUGUUCUGGUCGAGCAAGCAAGGCCGGACUGGCAGUUCCAGGAAAGGCCACACGGUGGCGGUGUAUGCCAAGGAUCAGACCAUGGUGCUGGUGGUGGAGGACCAACAGGAACAAGAAGAUUGGUAUCUGGCCAUUAAGAAACUGAUGGAGGAGGAGCAGAAGGAUGAAGAGCACGGAGAGGGGCUUGAUGAAGAAGAUGAUGAUGGGUAUUGCACUCUGCCGCUUGCUGCUUUCUUCAAAGAGGUCUGGCCCGUCUCAGUGAAGCCCAGAGGUCUGGGCCGUUCCAAGUCCCUCACAGGAGAGACGCGGCUUUGCCUCACAGCUACCUCACUCAUCUUGGUCAAAGUGGGCACAUGCAGUGAUUUGCCGUCGGUUACGAUACCUUUGCUGAGUGUUCGGCGCUUUGGCCACUUGGAUGGCUCGUUCUUCUUGGAGCUUGGCAGGUCAGCACCUGACGGUCCUGGAGAGAUCUGGAUGGAAGCAAGAGACCAAGGAAACCAAGGAAUUGCUCAGCAAAUUCAUGAAGUGGUUCGGGAGACGGUACGGGCACUCAGAGCUCUUCCUGAUUUCAGCCGGUCACCAACCUCCAACCACAAUAAGCCUCAAGCACUUCUGAUCUCAAAACGCAGCAGACCCAAGCACAGAGACAAGUUGAUUAAUGUGGGACCACGUAGCUCUCUCCUGGCACCCAAUACUGACGUCCACACUAGUCCAAAGUGUUACCUAGAGCCCCGCAAACCAGAUGAAACAGAGCCUGAAUCUACUCUGAGCCUCACCUCACAUCUCAGCCCUUUACGAUCCCAGCAGAGCUCCGUGCCUGAGACUGGCAGCUACAUGGAAAUGAAGAUGGAGCACUGCAGGGGUGCAACCUGCAGGAUGGAGAGCUUGGAGCUGGGAGAGGAGGAGGAGGAGGAGGAGAAGGCGCUGGGGUACAUGAUGAUGUCCCCACAGGUCAGCGACAGUUCGCCUGCAUUGCCUAUGGAUGACUAUGUGACCAUGACAAGCCCAUGCAAACACCAAGGGCCUCCCUUCUCUUCACCUUCACCUUCUUCUUCCCUUCAGACAUCAUUCAACAGCUCCACCUCUGACAGCUACUCUCCUGUGCACCCAUCACAUCAUCAAACCAAUGAGCACAUCUACACCCGACCACUGGAUGAUGCAGAGCUGGAGCAGAAGUCAGUCCAGGACAGACGCCACCUGGCACAGAGGGUGGCCACUUCUUCUCCUGUGGGGAGCGUUAAUGUGUCUGACCUGAUGCCUCCAUUUUUCACGAGUGGAGCAGGCUAUACCAAGCCAGUUCAGGCUAGUCCAAACUCUGGUACAGGCCGGUCUACUCGACUCCUAGCUGUACCAGACCAGUCUGCUGCUAGAAGAUACCGGCUGUCAUCCUGUCUGCUCUCUUGCCUGCAAGCCAAGGACGGAUCCUGAGUGCUUGUCGUAAUUCACUAUUUUGCUUAUGUCUCAAUUAUCUGAACAGGAGCAUCUUACUUAUUCUGGUGUUGUGGUUACACAAUGUCAUGCAAAUCCAAAGUCUCAACUGGUCGAGCUGAUGUGUCCACCAUCUGCUACAUGUGUUGAUCAGAGAGUCCUUGAGCAGCAAGUGCAGAUUCCCACAGAAAGUAGAACAUGUCAAGCUGAUAAAGGAAUAAUUAAAUAUUUCAGUUUUGCUGCCACACUUGUUUUUGUACUUUAUCACACUUGCAAGUUUGUUUUGAGAUGUGCAUGUAUGUGGGGUCCUUGAGCUUUAAACUCUUUAAACUGGACAUGUUUGAGAAAAAUAAUGUUUUUGUAGACAAUUUAU